AUGUCAUUCCUUUUCCUUGAUGGAUGGGAUUUGCGAUCGAUAAGGAGUUCGAAAAUGAACUUUCCGUCCACCGUAGACCGCAUGGUGCAGAAACUGGAAACGAUAUCGCAACAGAGCCUUGCACCUGGAGAUUUGGCGGCAAGUCAUGCAGUUGCAGUGCGCUUCAGUCUAUUCGCAGAGAAGAUGUGCCUUUGCAAGAAAUUGUACGCGAACAAGCUCAAAGCAGAAGCCGACCACCCAACUCCAGGUCUUGACACUAGUGCACUUCCGGAUAGCAUCUCGAUGGAGGAGUUGUUCGAGGGCUUCGAGGACAGCAUCUGGCCAGACCUCACGGCUGAUUGGAAUGCCAAUAUGCAAUUUUAG
Molecule: messenger RNA, 363 nt
Organism: Cladophialophora bantiana CBS 173.52
Lineage: Eukaryota; Fungi; Ascomycota; Eurotiomycetes; Chaetothyriales; Herpotrichiellaceae
Exons: 1
Coding region: 1-363 (120 amino acids)
Source: RefSeq, a predicted model, not a curated record